AUGAAGGCUGCCUGUCUCCAGCUGCUGCUGUGGGCCCUGUGCCUGCUGACCCUGGCUGGAGGGCAACCCAAAGCACCUUUGAAGUGUUCAGUGGAGUGCAGAGGUUUUACAAGGCAGUUACCAGAGAAGCAGAUCAGGAGCUACCGCUUGACCGAACCCAGCUGCAAAAAAAAUGCCACCAUAUUUAUUACUCUGAAGUUCAAGGAGAUUUGUGCAGAUUCAAACGAAACCUGGGUGCAGAAGAUCAAAGACAAACUAGACAGGAGUAAGACCACAGUGAUGCCACCACGUGCUGUCACCUCAGCAGAAGAGCCCGGUAGUGUUGAGAGACAUGUUGGUCUUCCAGAAAUGGCUCCAACUGGUUCCUUCCAGGGGACUGGAACAACAGUGAGGGAGAGAAUACAUACUCCUGCAGCCAGGACAGAGGUGUCCAGCAAGUCCCCAGUGGGCAGGCAGGACCCCACCCAGCUCCCUGCAGGAUCCACCCCCGUGGUACAGGAAGAGGCUGUGUGCUCUGAGGUCACUCCAGAAGCAGAGAGUGAGUCCUCAAACUCUCCUGUGUCUUCAGCAGCUGUUGCAGCAGGCGUGGACUCCAGCCAGCCCACCCCCCACCCCACUGUUCAAGAUAAAACUUCUCCUAACUCAAAUUCAGACCUGAUGCCUGUUACUAAAGGAUCAAACCAACAUGUACUUUCUCCAAAUGGAUCCCUGGACCCUACAAGUGCCAGAGCCAACACACCAGACAUCGCUUCCAGCAGUUCUAGAUCAGAUCUCCCCUCCACCUGGGACUGUAUGAAGGCCACAACAGCCACAGAGACAGCACCAGAGCCUACUUCAGUUUCUCCUGUAAGCUUCACCACUGCCAUAGACAAAGCUGCUUCUGCACAUACCAACAGGGUUGUUGGUACUACAACAUUUGAUCAUUCAUUGCCUGUAGGGAAGGAAGAGCCUUCAGACACAGUACUUUUUACUCACCAGUCAUUCUCAGGUCAAGCCAGAGUGCAGAUGAUCACAGUCAGGCCAAAAAAUCUGCCUCUGCCCAGCUUCUUGUCAAAGUCUCAAAUGCACUUUGUCAUCCCAGUUUCUGUGGUAUGUGGACUGAUGGUUAGCAGUGUUGUUCUUGUGUGGGUGUAUCUGAAAUUUGGAGUCAAACCAGAAGAAACGUCAAGAGAAAUGGUACAGGGCUUGCUGUACCAGCAGGCAGGACAUCAGGACAAUGCCUAUCCAAUGGAAGUAAUAUGAAUGCUCCAUGGCAUGGACAUUUCUGGCCUCAGCUAUGUGUGUUGCUGCAGAAAAGCUGUUCAUGCUGAACUGGUGACCAGUAGGAAGCAAGCCUGGGAAUAAAAAUCUCAGAGAAAACCGUUUUUUUUUUUUUUUUUUUUUUUUUUGUAGAGCAGAAUGUCCAACAGUGUAUCUACUUCAUCACUGACCAAUCACAGUGUUUUGGAAAUAAGAGAGACACUUCUUUUCUACUGGCACUGUUAUGUACAAAGGCUGUGGCUGUUCUAUUGCUGUUGGUGGCUCUCUGCCAGGUGAAGUGGUUAUCCAAGUCACUGUUGGGAAUUUUUCUGUGGUUCAUCGUGGCCCAGGCAAGAAGCCACUCACCCUCCCACACUGUUGGACUUGGGCUCAGCCACCUUGAGCAAUCUUAACACCAAACCCACACAGUUUGCACUGAAACUCUCUGCUGCUUCUUUCUUUGCACUUCAGGUCUCUGCUCUGUCAGACCAAGACUGAAGCUGGUGGCCAGCUGGGUGCUGGCUGUCCUUGGGCUGGUUGAAUUUACUCUCAUCAUUUUCUCUUGCUGAAGACAUGAGGAAUAGCCCAGCUUUUCAGGAAUAGUUGACCAACACUGCAUCUGAUCAGGGGACUGAAGGUCAGUGCUGCAGAUCUUUAUAUGCAGAGAAGCUGGCAACCCACAGUCUAUCUCCUCCUUGAAAUCAGGCCCUUCCUUUCAGCAGCUAUGGGUAUUUCUUCUUGCAGAUUAAUUCUGAGAUCUGGG
Molecule: messenger RNA, 2002 nt
Organism: Cinclus cinclus
Lineage: Eukaryota; Metazoa; Chordata; Aves; Passeriformes; Cinclidae
Product: fractalkine-like
Exons: 3
Coding region: 1-1242 (413 amino acids)
Biological process (GO): immune response; cellular response to tumor necrosis factor; inflammatory response
Cellular component (GO): extracellular region
Molecular function (GO): chemokine activity; CCR chemokine receptor binding
Source: RefSeq, a predicted model, not a curated record